AUGUAUAAUCGCAUCUCCACUCAGCCUUGGGCCCUACUCCAUACGAAGCCACCAAGGCAGCAAGGCAGUGCAACCGCGCCCGAUUACGCCCGUGAACCAAUCCGUUAUGAAGUUGAAGACAACGUUCUCGGAUUAUUGGCUCGGAUGAUAAACGAAUACGAUGGUCUCGUUAAUUUACCACGAUCUUCACAUUUCGUGGAGGCUUAG
Messenger RNA from Penicillium psychrosexuale, 207 nucleotides. RefSeq lists its product as uncharacterized. Lineage: Eukaryota; Fungi; Ascomycota; Eurotiomycetes; Eurotiales; Aspergillaceae. Bases 1 to 207 code for a protein of 68 amino acids. The transcript is spliced from 2 exons. The record is from RefSeq and is a predicted model, not a curated record.